Cadophora gregata is the source of this 1008-nucleotide messenger RNA. RefSeq lists its product as uncharacterized. Bases 1 to 1008 code for a protein of 335 amino acids. The record is from RefSeq and is a predicted model, not a curated record. NCBI's taxonomy places the organism in Eukaryota, Fungi, Ascomycota, Leotiomycetes, Helotiales, Ploettnerulaceae. The transcript is spliced from 4 exons.
AUGAAGCAGCUCGCCACUUCCCUCGUACUGAUUGCACCGGUCUAUGCUGGUCUUCGAUUCCCAUGCUCAACAUUGACGAUUCAACGUCUCGAUCCUGUCGUCCAGCCAGGCGAGUUGCCAUCAACUCAUCUUCACCACAUUGUUGGUGGAAAUGCCUUCAACGCUACCAUGACGGGCGACAUCGGUGCGAGCCCAAAAGCUACCUGCACGACAUGUCAGAUGUCAGAAGACUUCUCCAACUACUGGACUGCUCACCUCUUCUUCAAGAGCCCCACCAAUGGCUCCUAUCAUCGCGUUCCAGUCGUGCCUGUGCAGCCACUCCUUGGGGGCUCUGAUGGUGCCCAAGGUGGUUUGACUGUGUAUUAUACUCAGUUUGAUUUGUCGAGGGAUAAUCUCAACCAACAGAAGAUUACUGCUUUCAAGCCAGGUUUUCGCAUGACAGUUGGAAACCCAACUACUUCCGGCAAGCCUCAAGUUGGUCUUCGCUACCAGUGUCUCACCAAGAGCGGAGGUCGUGGAGCAGAGAUGGCCGACUUCCCAUCAAAGCCUUGCGACGGUGGCAUCUUCACCACGCACCAUUUCCCAGCCUGCUGGGAUGGCAAGAACCUCGACAGUCCUGACCAUCAAUCGCACAUGUUCAACACCAUCAAAUCGGACGGCUUCAUCAGCGCCCCCAAAUGCCCAGCCUCUCAUCCAGUCCGCAUGCCUCAAGUCACUUACGAGACUACAUGGGACACUACCAAGUUCAACAGUCUUUGGAAAACAGGCGACCCGAACCCAUUCAUAUGGAGCUUCGAGGGCACCGCUGGCGGAACCCAUGCUGAUUACAUGUUUGGGUGGAAGGGAGACUCUUUGCAGAGGGCUAUGGAUAAGUCAGAAUGUUUCUAUGAUGGAUGUGGUUCCAUUACGAAACAGCCUAUGGCGACGGCAAAUAAGUGCAAGAUUCCGACGACAGUAAAUGAGGAUACCGAAGGAUGGCUCAAGGCACUACCGGGUAUGGCACACUGA